UAGGCAUCAAUUGAGAUCAUCAUCAUUAUAAAAAGCCGUGUUACUUCAAGAGGACAAACCACACUGAGUGCAGUCCAGCAAAGAACUUUCCAAGUGUGAACCUGAAACGAAAGUCAGAAAAGAAACGAAGGAUCUCAAGAUGCGUGUUGCAGCUGCUUUCAUCUUGCUCAUUUCCCUGGCGGUGGCGUUCAAAUUGGAGAAGGAGCUUCCUGUGUUUGAAGAUGACCCAGACGAGCAAUAUGAACCAGCUGAGCAAGAUGAACCAGAUGAACAAGAUGAACCACAUGAACUAUAUGAACCAGCUGAACAAGAUGAACCAGAUGAACAAGAUGAACCAGCUGAACAAGAUGAACCAGAUGAACUAUAUGAACUAGAUGAACCAGUGGAGCAAAAAGAAGAUGAAGAUGGUAAUGAGGUUGAGAGCCUGUAUAGUAGAAUCUUCCCUCAAAAUUAUUGCUGCACCCAUACCUGCUUCGUUACGCCUCCGGAAUGCUACGGACGCCGUCAGUUGUAUGGAAGGCAAGAUUUCGCGUGAGGUUACCGAUGCGGUUCCACAGACAAUUAACUAGCAGCAGACAUAAGCUAGUAUUCUAGUUUCAGUAAAACGUGUAACUGUAAACUGAGCGUAAAUAAACUAGUGAGUACAAGUUUAAAAAAUACUAAA
Messenger RNA from Orbicella faveolata, 664 nucleotides. RefSeq lists its product as uncharacterized. The record is from RefSeq and is a predicted model, not a curated record. Lineage: Eukaryota; Metazoa; Cnidaria; Anthozoa; Scleractinia; Merulinidae.